UCAUAGUGACCUCAUACUUCAUAUAUUGUAAGUCUGAACCGGCAUUACCUAAAAAUUCAGCCUUUAAUCUAACCGCAUUGCAACGAAAGCUUACAUCUAUUCAGCAUCUGUCAAUCUGACCUCUCUAUUCUUCACGGGUCCGACGCACGACGUAGAGUUCUAAGGAUGAAGAUUGAAAAUGGCCUGCCUUGCUCUCAGCUCCCUGAGGCCCCUCCUCAGACCGGCCUGCAGUUUACAGUGGCGACAGAAGAGGACUUUGAUGAUAUCAUGGCCAUGAGCAAGGAUAUCUAUGGUGGCCUGGAUUAUCUGCCCUCCCGCUAUCAAGCGUGGCUGCAAGAGAGCAACCGCACUGUCAUUUUGGCUCGCAAGCAAGGCAAAGUGAUUGCGCUGGAGUCGGUGUGUGUUAUUGAUGAUGGCGAGACAAUGCUAGUGGAAGGGCUUCGUGUUGCCCCACAGGAGAGGGGGAAAGGUGUGGCAGGGGUACUUCUUCGGUUUUGCUCUCAAUUGGUUAAGUCCAGGUACCCUGACGUUAAAGUCAGCAGAUUGACAAGAGAUGACCAACUGGGACCAAAAGACUUCCAGAAAUACCGGCUCAUCACCAAACAGGGAAUCCUCCUGGUGCGCUUCCAUGCUGAAGACAUAAAAUUACGCCUUGCUGAUCUUGGGCCUAAUAACCAGCUCUUCUUAAGCGAUGUUCUGAUGCAGGGUGUCCUUCCCAAUGCCACCAUCGUUCAAGAUUGGCAGCCCUUCAAGCCUCUGUCUAGCAACAUGGACAUCCUGCUGAAGAAGGACAUUGAUUGGAUGGUUGAUGAUGCCAGACGCCCAACCAUGGCCAGCUUGUGCACCUUCCCGUUCCGUGUGCCAAUCGGUGAUGACUGGUACUACCUCAACAUCGACAUGUUUGGUAAAGACCUGACGCUGGCCAUACAACAGCUGUUGUGCCACCUGAGGUGCCACACUGGCACUCUGAAGGGUUACGUCAUGUGCCAGGUGUUCCUGGAGCCCGCGCUGUGGAAGCCGAUGGCCGAUUUCUUUAGGGAGACCCUUAAAGUGGAGUUGGUGAAAGAGUACACAGAGCAGUGUGUGGUGGAGUCUGAUGUUGUUUAGUCAAGGAGCCUCAGAAACACCUUCCCUUAAAAAUUAGACACCAAACUUACAAAAUAAGAGGAAACAUCUCCUUCAAAUAUGGCACCUAAAAUAUCUUCUUUAAAAGGGACAACAAAAAAACUUCAGUUCUAUUCCGCUUAAAUGAAAAUGCGCUCAUAGGAUUUAAUUUAUUUUAACAGCAAUUAAUUAAUUAAAAUAAAAUGCAUGUAAGUGAACAAACUAGAAUAAAUGUGGUAGAUGCUUGUUUAGGUUACUUAAUUUAUUUCCAUAUGCAGUACUGUAAACAGUGGCGCUGACAGGACAGGGACUGGAAAAGAGGGAGCAGUUUCAGAUUAUAUAUAAGUAGGGACCCAAAUUGUUCCAGGCCCUUUCAUUUCUGUUGGCAUCGCUGACAGUGAAAGCAUAUUUACUCAUGCUGAGUUGAAAAGAAAACUGCACAAUCUUUAGGGCACUUUAUGAUAAAAAAAGGGGAUCUCACUUUAGAGUCUGUUGCUUUUUCAGAAUGUGGCACUGUAGCUGCUAGAGUAUUUAGAGGGAAAACAACAACCACAACGUUUCUUUUUUUAAAAGGGAGUUUAUGAUACCCAUAUGCAAAUCGAAAUGGUCUUUAGAGGCAGUUUUAAUUAACCUGAAAUGACUAACAUUACCACAUUGGGAAAAUGUAAUCUCAGACUGAUAUGCUCCUCGAAAAAUUGUCUUUAAUAAUAUUUCCUCUAAAAGUACUUUGCAGUGCUUUAAACCCGGCAUCAAAUUAUAAACGUCUGGCUGAGAACUUGCUUAUACAUUUAGAUUACAGUCUCAAGUUUUUGCUUUAAGUACUUGAAUCUAAAAUUAUGUUCUAUCAGUAUUUGUACCUAACUGUAGAUUCAAAGUGCAAUUUCAAUAAUACACUGGAAGGAAUAUUGCUAGAAGUACAUUCAGGUAGAUAUGAUUAAUAACUAAUAAUGAAGCAGACAUGUAAAAUUGUUUUUUUUUUUUUUAUUAUUCAUAUUUUAUUUCUAAAAUAAAUGUAAACUGACUGGAUCACAUUUAAAUACAAAAUGCAGAAAAUAUAACUAGGGAUAUAUACCGUAUAUAUACACAAAUGUUUGUAUAAAUGUUCUUUCUUAAAUAGUUCAUUUAAAACCAUUUAGUUAUAAUUAAUUGGAGACAUCGCUAUGUAGUGAUUUUAUUACAUAAUACAUAUGAUUCAGAAGAAACGUGAUCUUAAGGGAAGUUCUCCAAAUUCAGUGCUCCAAUGAACAGAAGAAGAAAAAAACAUCACCUCUGAAAAUCUUCGUCUGACUCAGGUGAUUCACCCAUGGAAUCAGGAAAACAAAACCUCAUAUUCUGGACAAUUGGAAACCUGAGCAAGACAAGUGACAGUCGCUCAUCUCUAUGAAGAGUUUAAUUUUUUUUUUGACAGACAUACACAAUUUAUCCGAUGGAAAAGAAUGAAUGAAAUCACCAGUGCUCCUUUUUAAUAAUGCAGAAGAUAAGGACACAUCAUCUCCUUCUAUUGGCCUUGUCUUGGAAGAAAGUGAAGUGAAAUAUUUCCAACACAGAUAAAGACAAACAGAAAAAAGCCUUCAGACAUCCUCAAAACCAUAUUUAGUUCCUUUGCCCCAAACCCAGAUUGGAGCAUGCUUUUUCCCUGAAGCACUGUGCCAGAAUGAGAGACACACAGCCCACACUAGCAAAUGCAUCGCUGUUUGUUUCUCGAACAGCUAAUUUUCUGGUACUAAUUGGAAGGUUAAAUGAAACAAAAGUUCUAUUAAUUUAUAUCUUAAUAUAUAUAAAUAUAUAAAUAUAAUAUAACUUACAGUUUAAGUCCUCACAGAGUCCACUCCCAAUUUUUCAGACAGAUCUGAAACUCAGUCUGUCUCCACUAAACUAAAACCCUGAAUUUCUUUACUCUUGUUACUAAUAAUGUGUCUGGCUUGACUUGAUUUGGUGGACUUAUUUUGUAUCCUUGUAUGAACUCUCAACAUCCACUGAAGAAAAGGAGGCCUCCUCUCCUCCAUUUGGACAGCUGCAUGUGGAACUUGUAUUGCGGUCAGUAUACAGGCAGCCUUUUUUGGUUAUGAAAGUUAAGGCAUUUUGAAGAUUAUUAACUGUAAUUCAAAUGAAAGUUUAUUGCAUUUGUAUAGGUGUACAUAUAUAUACAUUUAUAUGUUUGUUUGGGGGUGAUUUGAAAGGGAAUCUUUGUUCAAAUUCUUUCAUGGCUGAAAUCUUGAAAUCCUUCAUGUCUGCUAUGUGCUUUCAGAGAAAAUGGUCAAACUCAGUUUCAAAAUAUAUAGUCGAGAAGCACAAGGUACAUUAAUGCUUCAGUUUCCCAUGGAAAUUACAUUUGCUCAACUCAAAACAGUGUAUAUUGGCCUUUAAAAAGCUACAAAUCAUGUUAGAGUCAAGCAUCCUUGAUAUGCUAUUUUUAACUGGCCUUUUUCUCCUCUCCAAAGCACUCGUCAUAUUUAGACAUGAUGGAUUAGAGACCCAAAAUGUGUACGGCUUGUGUUUUCUGUUGUACAUAGUGCAGUGCAUUUAGAUUUAAUUGUUAUGUAUUAUGUCAGUUUACCUUAGCGGUAGAGGGUUCGGUCACUAGCCUCUAUAUUUAGCUGUUACUUUCUUUUGUCACUUUUAUAUGUGAGACGUUUGGUAAUCCAGUAAUCACAUAAGAAUAUUUCUCUCUUUUGUUGUUGUUUUUAUCUUUCAGCUCCAUUUUUUUUUCUUUCAGCACUUUUGAUGUCUAAUUGCCUUUCCAAGUAUUUGUGAAUCGUGCAGGAGCUUGUAACUCUAUAUUUUACACAGGUCCUGGUGUCAGGUCCGUGAGACUAUAAAAGGUUAGAGGCAUGUGACCACCUGAUGGUGAAGAGAUGUAAAGGAUACGUUGCCCCUUGUUUUGCUGGCACGCGUGGAGUGAACUUUAAACCCAUUUCUUUCAAUUAUAAAGUGGCUUUUCACUUUCUUUUUCUGGAAUGGAAAAAUAAGACAGGUUGCAUAGGGAGGUGAGAGAUGAAGCCGGGGCUAUGCUAGGAAUAGGUGGUGAGGAGAUGACGUGAUCCAGAUCAUGUUACCACUCUAAAAAUGAGUAAACAUUCAUUUUGUAUUGUGCAGAUGGCCAACGACUAGGGAGGGACAUAUUCUAGGAAAUUUUUUUGAAUCAUUUUUAGCAAGAGAAGCGAUCAGGCUUUGUGUUCGUAAUUAGCGGCAACUGACUAUUUAGGAUAGACCACCCUGACCAGGAUAUCUGGUUUUUCCCAAGUCACUCAGCACUAAAGUAAUACCUCGAAGGCUAAGACAUACGAAAGCAAAUAUAUACACAGGCACUUGUUACCUGUAUGAAUGUGGGCCAGUUAGAGUUUCAGGGCUCGUCUCCGAGUAAGUGAAACCGGAUACCGAAAGUGUCAUCUUGCGUAGAACAAGGGUUCGCCCCAGACUCCCUUUACCUUCCACCUGAUCCCCGUCAGCUUGACACAUGGAAAGAGUGAGCAGGAGAGGUUAAAAAAGAAGGCUCGAGGCUUCCAGCCUUGUCAUACAAAUGCACUGUCCUUUGCCACACUGCUCAGUACCUAUGUUAGUUGUUUAUUUCACAACGGCGUCUUUUGUUUUUCAUUUUCCUGACUGCUUUGUAAUGUUUAUGAAGGGCUUUACGUGUAUUAGAAUCAGCUGUGUAUUGUAUGUUUUGUGAACGAAAACGAGAGGAAAACCACCAGGGAGAUUUUGUUUUUAUUCCAAGUCACUAUUCAAAACUGAAAACUUAACUGAAAGCCUUAUCCAGGUGAUAUCAGUUGAAUUGCUGAUUUGCACUAUCAGAGCUUCAACUCUGCUUCUCCCUUUGUUGUUUUCCAUAGAAAAAAAAAACAUAUACUGUGUCUAUACACAGAUGCUUCUGAAAUGGCUAAAUCACACAGGUAUUUUCACCUGUGGUGCACUAAGCUAUUUUGUUACAUUUAAUCUACAAAUCUCAUGCAGUAUUUGGAGGUAAAAUGCAACUAGAUCCCAAUGCAAAUUGUAUUUUAUCUCAUGCCAUGUCAGAAUCAUCCAACUCCGAUUGGAUUGACCAUUCAUCUAGCUGUUCUGAUGUGCUGCACUUUAUACUGUAGAUAUGUAGAUAUUCCAAAGCACAGUGGGGAUCUUCAUUAAACAUCAGUGUGUGUUGCUGUAACAGUCAUGGUCAUUCAGUGGAUCACACUAUAUUUUUUUGUAAUUGAGGAGCGUAGGCCUAUCUGCAUACCGUUUUUAAAUUCAAGGAUAUUUUUAUUAGUGUGCUCCUCACUUGAUAGGCUAUCUUUAGAAGUAAUAAAGCUCCUACUUAAUGACCAUGGUCUGAAUAAACCACACUGUACCUGUCUGAAACCGCUGAUGGACAUAUUUACCACUAUCGGCAAAACAGGGACCAUGAUUUCUACAGACCUCAAGAAGGUGGUGGUUUGAAUGUCCAUGUCAUCCAUUCUCUUGAUGCAGCAGUGGCUGUUGAGUUUGUUUUCACGCAAGUCUUCCCAUUAGCCCUAGAUACAAACUGGGUGUCAUGUUUUGUGUGUUUGUGCAAUUGGAAUAUACAUAUGAUGGGAAACUAAUGCUCAUGGAUGAGAUUUCUCAAAAGAAAAAGAAAAAAGAACUCAUGGCCAGCUGUCAAUCAAGAGGGUGAAUACAGUUUUAAUGCCGUAAAGGCAUUUUGAUUAUAUGAUAAUUGUUUUCCUUUUUUUAAAGAUUUUUUUAUCACCCAAUAUGACUGCUUAUUCUCAAGCAGUGAUGUGACAACUAAUGGAAAAAUAUUUUAGUAUUUUGUUACCUGUCUUGUUUCUUUUUUUCAGAGAUUGUGAGAGAUGCAGAACUAUUUUAAAUACAGUAAUUUUUUAAAAACCUUAUAAUCCAUGAGAGGUUUUUGAAAUGUGCAUGUUGUGUGAGUGGAUGGGGACGGGCUUUACAAUGAGCAUGUGACUAGAUUUACACUGAGCACAACGACCCUGUACAAAUAAAAUGACAUUUAGAAACUGUCAAAUUGGAAUCGAUGACAACGGACAAAUUAAUGGUGGAAGUUUAGACAGGGUAUUUAAAAAUGGCAAGGGUAAACCUGUUUCUUUUCUUUUCUUUUCUUUUCUUCUCUUUUUUUAGCCAUGAUAUACAUUUUUACAAAUGAUAGCCUAUACUUCGGUAAUUGUAUAAAAGAAUUUAAAAAUCUGAUCACUGAUCAUUUUUUUCUGCUCUUUUUUGCUUGUGGUAUUUUAUUGUAAUUGUAUGCAUCUCUAUAUACCUAUUUCUUUGUACACUUAACAAAUAACUUAGCUUAAAUAUUUUAAUAUACAAUAUUUAAAAAAUGUAUCCAAAUCUAGAAACUGUCACUUCUUAAAAUCAACAUCAUUAAAUCAUAAAAUCAUUAAAGUAGAGGUCAUAAUGUGUGACCUGUAGACAGUGGUUUAUCUAAUAUAUAUAUAUAUAUAUAUAUAUAUAUAUUUGUUUUGCUAUUUUAUGUUACUUUUAUUUGUAGGUUUUUUUUUUUUUUUUUUUCUUUUCUUUUUUUUUUAAAUGACAAAGAUUUACAGGUCUAGACCAAUGUUAAAUCAACUACUAAUCCUGGCUGGUACACUUGUUAUUAAGAAAUUAUUUGCAAAAUUAAUUUGAUUCCCUAUUCUUUUAAUUUAAUUAAUUUAACUUACAUCCCCUAUUCUUUUAAUUUAAUUCAUUUAACUAUAACAAGAGUUUAAAUUUGCCUUUAGUAAAUGUUACUAAAUGUACCAACGAAUAUUAGUAGGAAAUUGUAAAUGGAUGGAUGAUCCAGAAUGAUCAUCCAGGACGACCCAGAAGCAGGUUAAAGUGUGACUAUAGGCAGAUGGUAUGACGUAACUUUACUUAAAGUAACUGAUAUGCCAAUGGCCAUGAAACUAGUCAAUGUGCUCUAUCAUAUAUUGUUACAUUAAAUGACAAUGAAAUGUGUAUGUUUAUUAUGUAUAGGACACAUUUACUGCACGUAAGUUUUUGUUGACCUCUAACAUUGAACAGUAUGUAAAUUUAUGUAAAAAUCUAGAUAACCUCUAAGGUCCGAGCUUUGUCUCUGCUGUCAAGUGUGAUGAGUAAUCCUAUUUACAAUAUCCCAAAGAUCACAUGUUGAAUGCAGUAGAAAACCAGAUGAACCCAAUGAAAACACAACUGUCAUGUUUCCAUAUUCUGCCAUUUAAAAAAAGCCCCAAACCAUAAGAUCAAUACAGUCUUUGACAAGAACCCAAAUGUUGAAAUUCUGUAUAUUUUCCAUUGAAAUCCUACAUAUUGGAAUUUUUGGAGCUCAGUUUUUAUGACUGCAAUAUGUGAUUGAAAACAAACAGUGACACUGCAGUCUUUCUGAGUUUCUUGGUUAAUGUCACCCCUUUGUUGUGUUCUUGUAUUACUUUACCUUGUACAUAAUCAUUUAAUAUUUUUAACAUUUUAACUAGUGUUUAUGUUGUCAGAGUGUUUGUCAUUACCAUUGUAACACCGUAACCGUAAUGAGCUCUAUCUUUAAUGGCAACAGAUGUAAUGCAGUAAUACCUUUGCAAAAUAUGGCAGAUAACAAAUGGCUUUAUAUGAAGACUUGUGACUAAUAUUGUUGAUCAAAUGCAUUUGUAAAAGGACUGGUGAGGUUUUAGCCACUUGCUGUAGUUGCAAUGCAGUAUCAGAAUGAACAAAAUGUAUCUAAAUAGCAUAGUUUAGAUGUUAUUCGCUAAGUGAUGUUUUGAAUUGAUGUAUUAGAUUAAGUGUUUUAUUUUCCAAAUUGUUAAUCAAAACUUAGUGUUAGAGAUAUUUGUGUGUGUGUUUACCUAACUGUAUAUUGUGCUAUUUAGCAAUAAACAAACAAACAAACAAAAAGAAAAAAAAAAAAAAAAAAAAAAAAGAAAAAAAAUCCCUAAAACAACCCUUAAACAAACAAGGCAUAGAAUGAAUUCAAAACUGAUAAGAAAAGAAAAAACCCACAGAAAGUGAACGUUGUUGCCAGUGUUAAAUGGCAGUUAUCUUAAAAAGGGAGAGCCACACAUUAGGGUUUUUUAUAUACAUAACAAUGUGUAUUAACAGAAGCUCAGCAGAUGCUUUCAAAGUGACCUACAGUACAACAACAGUACACAAAUCACAUUACAGAGAAAUACCAGGACAAGCAGCUGACAAUACACAAUGCUUGCCAAGCUAGGCCUUAGUCGCCAAGAAGAAACUCUUUACAACUGCAGGUAUAAUAAAACUUUGCUUACUAAUUACUUUAACUUAUAGCCAGGAUGCUUGGUAAGAGGCAUCUAAUUAUGUUUGUUGUUUGUUAAGCACGUCUAAUUUCUUUCGACAAGGAUCAUGUAGAUGUUUUUUUUUUUAAUAUUUGAUGAGCUGUUAUGUUAUCGAUGGACCCAACAGUCAACACUUUGCAAAAUGUGUAGUGUUGCACAGUGACAGAAUAUUAACCAUCCCAAAAUCUAGUGCUGUGUCUUUGGGCCCACUAUUAUCCAUGAAGACGAUUGCAUCAUUAUAUUAUAGAGAACACAUGCACUGCCAGUACAUAAUGUAAAACAUUUUGGCUUGGUAAGCAACAAACAUGUAUCAACAGCGAAGCAUAAUAUAGCAUAUGAUAAGUGAAACAAAAGCAGUGCUACGACAGUCGAGCAAGGAUAUAUAUACACACACAUAUAUCGGGCAAUGACAAAUGGAGAAUGUGAGAAGCUUCUUUGCUGAACUAUGCUGACACGAGGAGCAGCUGUUACUACAGCCUCACAUUAUUGACCUCUAUUUUACUGCUGCACAAGUACAAUAGUGUCUUAUGGAUGAGCAUUUCUUAAUAAACACACUUAGGAAAAUGUGAAUGUCUCAAAUGUUUGGUAAAAAUGGUGGCAGAUAGAAUAUGAGAGGUGGACAGCUGCUAAAGAUGGGUUUGAAGAAUUAAACCCAUGCCACCUGUUCUUGGAUUACAAUGAACAUUUCAGAAAUUCAUUGCACUCCAAUUCAGAUAAGUAAAUCAGAGGCUAGAUUAAAUAAAAUGAGUCUAGAGUUUGACAUCACAACUCAAUCAAUUAAUUCUUGGUAUUUUUGGGCUUACCCUACUUGGUUGCUUUUGGACGAAUGACGUAUUUAAGAAGCCAGUAAAUAAACAAUAAGCAGCAUUAUUUAAUCUCAUGAUCAAUGUUGGCAAUUUUAUGAUGGUGAGAGAGAAGAAAAUAUAUUUGUCUUGCUUUCUGAAUUAAGUGUGCCACCCUAAAAAAAUCAUGAGAGUUGGGAUUACAGUGCUGGAAAAACUCUGCUAUAGUUGGAAUCAGGUUCUGAAAUGAAUGGGGCAAAAAUGACAACAAAAUGAACAAAAAUGUCCCUCAAAUUCAAGAUAAGGGACAAAUAAGCUCUAUUACGACUGCCACGAUUAAAGUAAAAAGUGAAAUGAAUGAAAAGUGUUGAUUUCGGCAUUACAUUUACAGUAGAUUUGCUCAUGUUGCAUCUGAUUUUUUUAUGCACGGUGUGCAGCGUUGAGCAUAAUAACAAAUCACACGUUUCAGUUUUUGUGUCAUGUACAUGAGCAGCAUGUGUAAAUGAACAUAAAUGCCAUGUCAGAUGCAGUUUUUAUCAUACCUUAGUAGUGUAAAGAUGGCUUUUGUGGUAACAAUUUACAAUAAGGUUACAUUUGUUAACAUUAGUUAACUACAAUAUGGACUAAGAAUGAACAAUACUUCUACAGCAUUUAUUAAUCUUAGUUAAUGUUAAUUUCAACAUUUACUAAUACAUUAUUAAAAUCAAAGUUUCUUUUGGUUAACAUUAGUUAAUGCACCUUGAACGAACAUGAACAAACAAUGAACAGCUGGAUUUUUAUUAACUAACAUUAACCAAGAUUAUACUUGUAAUAAAUGCUCAUUGAUAGUAAUGUUAGUUAAUAAAUUAAUGUUCACAAAUGAGA
Ctenopharyngodon idella (grass carp) is the source of this 9973-nucleotide messenger RNA. RefSeq names its product N-acetyltransferase 16 (gene nat16). The record is from RefSeq and is a predicted model, not a curated record. NCBI's taxonomy places the organism in Eukaryota, Metazoa, Chordata, Actinopteri, Cypriniformes, Xenocyprididae. Gene Ontology annotation, molecular function: acyltransferase activity, transferring groups other than amino-acyl groups.